AGGUCGCCUUGCUCGGUGUUAAAACACCAACAAUUUCAUUUGAAAAAAAUUGACGAAAGAUGGAACGACUCAUCGCCUUUAUUUUACUGUGCGUUCUGCCAUGUUACACAAAGGCACAGACAGUCUCCUGCAUGGACCUCCUGUUUGCCGUUGACACAAGCUGCUCGGUUACGCAGGAUCAGUUAGACAUAGUACGAGAUACAAUGUUUGAGAUUGUUGACAGAACGGAAUUUAGAGUUUCUGGAAAUAGGAAUCUAGUGGCUGGGCUUACCUACAGCAAAGGCAGCCAACACGAAUUCUUCUUUGACACAUACGACAGCAAAGCAGACGUCCUAACAGCGAUCAGAAACUUCAAUAUGACACCUGCUGGUUGCAGAACCCACACGUUCAAUGCUCUGAAGGUCAUACAGGAGAACUAUUACGACCUGAUGAUGCACGGCUCCAGAGCAGAGUUUAGAGACGUGAUUGUUGUAUUUACUGAUGGUAUGACAUAUCCCAAUAGGAAACAGAAGAAGACUAAAGAGUAUGCGGCAAUGUUGAAGGCUAUGAACCCCGGCGUUAAGGUGUUCGUUGUGCAGUUAGACAACAUUGAGAAUAACGAUGGGCUCGACGAGUUUAGGAUGAUCGCAAGUGACCCAUUUUCCGAUCACAACGUGCUUCUGGAAGACGCGGAACAAGCUGCGGAGGAUCUCUUUUCUUUACUUCCAAAGGACUGCGUGGAGGAGGAAAUCAAGUGUGAGGCUGUCGUAGAUGUAGUCCUGGUCAUGGAUCGCUCCAACAGCAUUGAAAUUGAUGACCUUAAACUUUUGGUUGAUUUUUUCCGAGAACUUGCCAGUCAGUUUGAUAUUGAUACCAACGUCGCUAGGUUUGCUGCGAUAUCUUAUAACAACGCAGUCUACAAGCAUUUUCCGUUGUCUGGUCCAACAGCGCAUCAUGAUCGUAGAUCAACUAUCAACUGGAUCGUUGAAGGUAUUCCAUUGACCACUGAUAAAAACACAAGGACAGAUCUAGCGCUGGUUAAUGCAACCGAAAUCUUGGACACAGAAGGGCGCGAGGGUGUUCGCAAAAUUAUAUUUCUAGCCACUGACGGUAACACAAUCAAGGCGAAACACGCACCAGAUACAAUUGAAGCAGCAAAAGCAGCGAAGAGGAAGGGUUAUCAAAUCUUCUGUGUUGGCCUUCCAAACAACAACGGAAGAACUAAUGGGAUAGACGAAUGGCGACAGGUUGCAAGUAAACCUCUGGCAACUCAUUUGUUUACUGAUUUGGAGGACUUUGCUAGUCUUCGGAACAUAGUGGCAGAUUUAACUCAAUCCGCAUGUGCUGGAGUAUUUGAAACAGAGGAAUAACAAGGUUAAUUACCUGAUGGUGUUUGAGGAUGAAUCGGAACUUAUUAUCAGGAACAUGACAAUGGACUCAUUUUAAUAAUGACAUUUAAUUUAUAUAACUACUACCUUGGAUUUGUUCGGCGUCUAAUAGAAGCCUUCAAUACAAAAACAUGAGAAUGUGUGUUUUUGCUUUUUACUGUUUUGUUGAUAAAAAUGAGCCUGCCCGCCUUGCAUGACAGAAAGCAGUAAAUAGCAACAUGCACGAGGCUGACUUGCGAAAUCUAGAAUGAAGCAUAGUACCACUUUGUGGCAAUUAGUUGUUAAUUAUUUCAUGCGUACGUGGACUCUCUACCUCUCUUGUAUUGAAAAUAACACAUUACAUAUAAUAAAUAUAUUUAUUCGGCAAAUAUGUUCUGUAUUAUAUUUUUGUAAUUUAAAUAUGUGCUACCUCAUUUUGGCAAAAGGAUUUGCCGUAAAAAUAAUGUUAACAUAUAAUGUUAAACAAUGUUAUAAUGUUAAUGUUAAACAAAUAUAAAUAUCUAAGGAAUAACCAUGUUACGAUAGGCUGUAAUUUAAAAUGACAAAGUCCGUUAGGUCGGAAUUGCAAAUAGUAAUUUGUCGAAAUCGCCGAAUAAUACACACUCGUAUUUUUAAAGAGAAUCUCUGUGGGUCAUUAAAGGAUUGAUAUCGAUAUGGUGAACUGGAUUCAACCUUGAUUAUUUGUCUCUUAAGCCAUCUAUGGAAAACUGUUCUGUAAAUUCUGUAAAUAACACGAUCAUUUAUGUAAUUGGUCACUGAUUGACAACAAUUUUAUGUGAAAAUUAUUUAUGUAUUAUAAUUAUUGUUUGUGUGGACAAUUUUUGUUUUUAGUGCAAUUGUUU
Owenia fusiformis is the source of this 2209-nucleotide messenger RNA. Lineage: Eukaryota; Metazoa; Annelida; Polychaeta; Sabellida; Oweniidae. The record is from the annotation of a GenBank genome assembly.